CAGUCCAUGUCCUGAUCAGCCCCGAGAGAGAGAGAGAGAGACACUCAGCUUGGUUUUAUUUGACAUGACUCCAAACCCCCUCCUCUGUAGAAAAAGUCUUGACAAACAGAAGUGUGUGUGUGUAUAAGCAGACGUUCUCCACACCGCAAGCAGGCGAUGAUUGUGAAAUGCGCUAGCAGCAGAAGCACCCAGACCGUACUUCUGUAUGGGUCAUUUCUGUGUUCUUUGGUUGGCCCUGUAACUAAUUCAGAACUGAACACUCCUGUGAUUGGGAUCCGGAGAGGAUCAAUCUUUCUUUCUGUCAACGAAUCCUUGGCAAAAGAAGUGAUCAAAAUUGAAUGGGGUUUCCAACCCAAAAAUGCCUUGGCGUUUAACUUCGCUGAAUUUCAAAAUGGAAAAUUGGAACAAACUUACAGCGACCAGUUUGAGCAGCGGGUAGAAAUGGCGAAUGAGACCACACUGAGGAUCAAAGACCUGAAGAUGGAGGAUAGUGGGAAAUAUAAAGCUCGUGUGAUAUUUUUUAGAGGACGCUAUCAAGAUCAUACAUUCGUCCUCACCGUUUAUGAACCUGUACCAAGUCCACAGAUACGCCACAGUGUAGUCUCUAACACUCCAGAUGAAUGUAAUGUCACCUUGCAGUGUGAGCCAUUUGGGAGGGAAGGACUUAAUGUCUCCUGGAAAAGAGGAAACCCACUCAGACCCUUAGAAGAAGAUGGUUUGAACUGGAUCCAGCGCUCUGCCAACAGCACAGGCGUCCACUUGACCUGGCAGUCUGGUUUCUCCAACUCCAGCAUCAUCUGCCUGAUCAGUAAUCCAGCAGGUCAGAAGAGCGUCUCAGUCGAAUUGUCCAACAUCUGCAAGAAUGAUGAACAAAGUCCAAGUGGAAGGAUGUGGCUGUGGUACCCUGCUCCUGUUGCAACAAUUAUAUUUGCUGCAGUUUUGGGGAUCUGGACCUGGAAGGAAAGGAGGAAAACGUUGAGCAACACAGGAGAUGUUUCCACACUGCCGAAGGAGAAACUCCCAGAUCUUCAAUACUCAGAAAUCAGAAAGAGCAGGAGCCCCCCAGAAGGCAAUGAGGAUCAGGAGCCUAACUUACUCUCUGAUGAGAAUCCCAGAAUGAAAACUCCGACAGUAUAUGCUGAACUCCAGCUGCCCACUCAUCCUUCUGACCAGAUCACCUAGACAAGGUCCCGGUCAGUUCCAUGUCAAAGGUUUCAGCUGUGCUGCAUUGAUUAGAACUAACAACUUGUGCGUUGUUGCUAACAUGGAAAUGCCUGAGGAAGGAAAGCGUUGUCCUUGCCUAGCUUCCCUUACGCAAAUGGUCAAAUGAACGAUUAUAUUAUUACAUUGUCUCAUACUACUAUUGGUCUCACUUCUCAGCUUUGUUUGCACACAUAUAGUUAUCAGAAAGCACGUGGACCUUCCAAAACUUCGCUCUGAUAUCCCUGAUGGCUGCCAAACUAAUUUCAAAUUCAGCCAGGCAACAUUUGUGUUUGCAAUUGUUUCUAAACUCCUGCAAAUGACAGCUAGUUGUCAUUACAUUUCCAGAGAGACUGGGGGAAAGGUUCUUUUUUUCCCCCAAUGCACCAAAAUAAUAUGCAAAACGGAGGAAAAGAGGCAAGAUGGGUGCAUGGCAGGGACGACGUCAUGUGAGUCCCGUGGCUGCAAUACCAGAUGCCAGACGUGGUGAGAGUGUGUUCAACCACUGGUGUGAGAGAGUUCUGUGUUUUCUUGCAUGCUUUUUAAAAGUGUUUUGCUGUGUGUAUAUGUGUGUGUGUGUUUGUAAAUGUAUUUUGGCUAAAUUAUAUAUCUGCAUGCAAGGAUGCUUGGCCGUGGACAUCAACAAGUAUUAAUGUGCCAGAAACAUGUGGGGAAGUCACUAAGCAGAUCUGAUUUCACACUUUGGGGGUUUCCUUGCUCUGUAAGAAAUUAACAUUGUUAGACUGUUUUUCUUUGCAAACUGCAUAACACUUGGGCAGGCCACACAUGGAGGGGGAGGACCUUUGUGGUUUGAGCAACUUUUUUGUCCCCUUCCCUGCAUGCAUUAAGUAGAGCUUAAAUACACAAGGAAGAUGGACCUUCUAUAUAUGGUUGUUGCAGUGAGAAUCAGAUGAUGCAUGGAAUAUUUUCUUUCAAAUUUGCAGCAGGGAGGGGGGGAAAGAAGCAGGUUGAGAACGUAGAAUUUGUUCUGGUGCAUGUUUGGAUGGGAAAGUGGGGGACGCACUGCGUCUCCUAGCUCUGCUCCGCUUCCCUCUUAGAACAGAAGGUAGCAGCAUCCUGUUUCGGGGAUUCUUGAGAGGAAAUUAAAUCUAGAGAGGAUGCACUAUUUGCCUCCCCCCACUCAUACUUCUAGCAACUGUUUUCAUGAUCUCUUUGAAGCUUCCUGUCUCCUCUUCUGUCUCCCUCCUCCUCCUUUAGAAGGGCUGUUAUGUAUGGGAAGCCUUGGCAUAGCUCAGCUGUUCUGCAAGAAGGGUGAGGCACGGACAGAUGAAAUUACCAGUUUGUUGAUGCAAAACUGACUUUAAAAGCAGCCAGGCAGCUACUAAAAGGGAGAGGUUCUUAAAAGAAGAAAUGGAGGCGAGAAAGGGUGAAGAGGCAGCAGCAUGGAGGCAGGGGGAGAAUGGUAGUGUGGAUUCAGGGUGGAGCAAAGGUGCAAUGAAAGGACAUCUUAGAGGCAGAGAUCACCCAUCUCAAUUCUAUACACUCCAACUGCCAGUAUUGACCAGGGAUUGUGUGGUUUCUCUCCUUUGUAAAACGCCACAUGCUUAGAGGUUUGUUUUAUCACAGCUGGUGAAUAGCUACCGAUAUACUAACGUAUCAGGAAUGUGGGAACAGUUGUAAAGCAUGGAAUAGAGGUUACGGGGCAGGGCAGGAGACAAAUGCUACUGUUGGGCUUCACAGCUGCACAUGGCCAUCUAAACCAGGGGGAGGAGGAGGGGGAGAGAUAAGAAAAUUAAUUCCAGGGUCUAAAAUUACCUAACUGCACCAUGGAGCUAUGGGGGCGUAUAUAUUGUACAUGUAAUAAAUAAAUAAAUUAGUAGUAGUAGUACCCAGAAUAGCUGUUUUUAUAAGGCUACUGUUGUUUUUAUACUUUUUAUGUUUUAAAACUUUUUAUAUUUGUUUUGAAUGUUCACUGUUUUUAACU
This is a messenger RNA of Elgaria multicarinata webbii, 3145 nucleotides long. Its product is annotated as SLAM family member 5-like. Lineage: Eukaryota; Metazoa; Chordata; Lepidosauria; Squamata; Anguidae. The record is from RefSeq and is a predicted model, not a curated record. The transcript is spliced from 7 exons. The coding region runs from base 157 to 1182 and encodes 341 amino acids.